UUUAAUGGACGAGAAAAAUAUUAAAUUAAAUAGUUUUAAAUGCUCUGUUCAUCCAAUUCUACAGAUUCAAGAAAUAUGUGAGAAAGAAAUUGUAGCCCUUGAAAAGGAACAUAGAGACAAAUAUAAACUGGAUAAUAAUAUAUCUACGGUCAAUACUAUUCGAUGUGUCUCAAAGUUAUUUUAUAAAGAUGGUUCUGGAGAUCCCCUUUUAACUGCAAAUUACUUAAAAAGUGUGGGAAUUAAAUCUAUACCAAUUUUAAAUUUUAGAGGCAAUCGAUUCAAUACACUAUUUCAUAAUGCUGCUGGAACCUUUUUUAUAAAGAAACAAAUUUUGAAUUAUUUGUGUGAAUCAAAGACCAGUUUAAACUUCACACAGAACAUUAUUGUUAAUGGACUGAAAAAUGAAUUUAUUGUUGCAGUGAUUCAUGCUCUGGGUAUUAUUUUCAAGCUAGUUACAGACCCAUAUAUGAAAAUUACUAUGUCGAAUUCUAGUGUUUUGGAAGUGUCGGGUGUCUAUAGCAGUCUAAUAGAUGUAAUGAAAGCUGGUAGUAGUCAACCAGAUUUGUUUCUGAAAAACCAAAUUCAUCUUAUAUGUGGACCAAGAAAAUAUAAUGAUGAAAUUGAAAGUUCACUCUUUGAUGAAGUAAAUAACGAUGAAAUAUCAGAAUUGAUUAUAAAACGGUUAUGUAGUGCUGUUCAUAACAAGUGUUUGAAAACUUACUCUGAGUAUCUUGAAGGUGGCAUAUUCUUUGAACCACAAAAAGAUCUAGUUAAGGAAAGCGAACAUUGUCCACAAAACAAUAUAACUGUUGAAAGGCUUAUGGCCAAGCUAGAUUCUGGUUUAAAGUCAGCGCCAAAUAUCAAUACUUGUAAUCUGGAAUCUAGAAUAAUGUUUAAAAAUAAUGACACAGGAGAUUGGUUGAUUGAGCAAAAUGAAGACAUUAGAAAUUCAAUAAUAGAAAAUGCAAGAAUGAAAAGGAAAGCUGUUCAACAGCAGGAAAGUGAAAGAAAAAAUCAGUUAUUUAAGAAAUCCGUUGAUUUGAUAAAUGAAAGGAAAAGGAGGAAAAUAGAAAGUAAUGAUAAAAAGCAAGAAAAGGAAAAAAACUUAAAAGACAAAAUAGAUAAAGUAGGAUGUGCAGACAAUGAAAGUGAAAUUAGAUCAAAGUUAGAAGGCAUGAAUACCAAAAGGAAAAACUAG
This is a messenger RNA of Mercenaria mercenaria, 1198 nucleotides long. RefSeq lists its product as uncharacterized. Lineage: Eukaryota; Metazoa; Mollusca; Bivalvia; Venerida; Veneridae. Gene Ontology annotation, molecular function: 3'-5'-RNA exonuclease activity. The transcript has a single exon. The record is from RefSeq and is a predicted model, not a curated record. Bases 5 to 1198 code for a protein of 397 amino acids.